UUCGGGUGGGCGCGGGGGUUGCAGGGGGCCGAGCUGCUCGGAUUGCAAGGGGGAGGAGGAGCCCCCCUUUCCCGGGGCUGCACCGUCCGGGCAAUUUGCAAGCUGUGCGCAGCGCACCCACCCUCCGGACGGACCCGGGGAAAAUGGAGGCCGUGAUUGAGAAGGAAUGCAGCGCGCUCGGAGGCCUCUUCCAGACCAUUAUCAGCGACAUGAAGGGGAGUUAUCCAAUUUGGGAAGAUUUUAUAAACAAAGCAGGAAAACUACAGUCCCAACUACGGACGACGGUAGUAGCAGCAGCUGCCUUCUUGGAUGCUUUUCAGAAAGUGGCCGACAUGGCGACCAGCACACGUGGGGGAACCAGAGAAAUCGGGUCUGCCCUCACCAGGAUGUGUAUGAGACAUCGGAGCAUAGAGACCAAACUUCGGCAGUUUUCCAGUGCUUUAAUUGACUGUUUGAUAAACCCACUUCAAGAGCAGAUGGAAGAAUGGAAGAAAGUGGCCAAUCAGCUGGACAAAGACCACGCAAAAGAAUAUAAAAAAGCUCGUCAAGAGAUAAAAAAGAAAUCGUCAGAUACGCUGAAACUUCAGAAGAAAGCAAAGAAAGCUGAUGCUCUGGGGCGAGGAGACAUUCAGCCCCAGCUGGACAGUGCGCUCCAAGAUGUCAACGACAAGUACCUCCUUCUGGAAGAAACGGAAAAACAGGCUGUCAGGAAAGCCCUGAUCGAAGAACGCAGCCGAUUCUGUGCUUUCAUCUCCAUGCUGCGGCCAGUAAUUGAUGAAGAAAUCUCAAUGUUAGGAGAGAUAACUCACCUGCAGACCAUAUCUGAAGAUCUAAAGAGCCUCACCAUGGAUCCGCACAAACUGCCAUCAUCAAGUGAACAGGUCAUUCUAGAUUUGAAAGGUUCUGAUUACAGUUGGUCAUAUCAGACUCCUCCGUCCUCUCCCAGCACCACCAUGUCCAGAAAAUCCAGUGUUUGCAGCAGUCUGAACAGCGUGAACAGCAGCGACUCGCGGUCGAGCGGCUCCCACUCUCACUCGCCCAGCUCGCACUACCGCUAUCGCGGCUCCAACCUGCCCCAGCAGGCGCCCAUGAGGCUGUCGAGCGUGUCGUCCCACGACUCAGGAUUCAUCUCCCAGGACGCGUUCCAGUCCAAGUCGCCGUCCCCCAUGCCGCCGGAAGCCCCCGGUCAGAACUCGUCCAGCUCCGCCUCUUCCGAAGCGUCGGAAACCUGCCAGUCAGUGAGCGAGUGCAGCUCCCCCACCUCAGUCAGCUCAGGCUCCACCAUGGGGGCGUGGGCCUCCACAGAGAAGUUGUCUAACGGGUUUUAUCACUGUAGCGAGCCCUAUGUAGCAUCGGGGGGGCUGGCAGGCCUUUUCCCUCAUUACCUGCCUGCCUCCCGUGUGGCCCCUCGGGGGGCCCCUGGCCACCCUCCAGACAACGCUCAUUAUUACACCAUUGGCCCGGGCAUGUUACCGUCAUCUAAGAUCCCUAGCUGGAAGGACUGGGCUAAGCCCGGUCCCUACGACCAGCCCGUGGUGAAUACCCUGCAGCGCCGCAAAGAGAAGCGUGAGCUGGACCCCAAUGCCAACGGAGGAGUGCCCAGCAUCCCCCCUGCCCCCCCGGAGGAAGCCCAGAGGCCUCGGAGUAUGACGGUUUCAGCUGCCACCAGGCCCGGUGAGGAGAUGGAGGCCUGUGAGGAGCUGGCGCUCGCCCUGUCUCGAGGCCUGCAGCUGGAUACCCAGAGGAGCAGCCGGGACUCCCUGCAGUGCUCCAGCGGGUACAGCACCCAGACCACUACGCCCUGCUGUUCCGAGGACACGAUUCCCUCACAAGUUUCAGAUUACGAUUAUUUCUCCGUAAGCGGCGACCAGGAGGCCGAGCAGCAAGAGUUCGACAAGUCCUCCACCAUCCCCAGGAACAGCGACAUCAGCCAGUCGUACCGCAGGAUGUUUCAGACCAAGCGCCCGGCGUCGACGGCCGGCCUGCCCACCUCCCUCGGCCCCGUGAUGGUGACCCCCGGCGUGGCCACCAUCCGGCGGACCCCCUCCACCAAGCCGUCGGUCCGGCGGGGGGCCGCGGGGGCCGGCCCCAUCCCCAUCAAGACCCCAGUCAUCCCAGUCAAGACCCCGACGGUGCCGGACCUCCCGGGCGGGUUUCUGGGCCCUCAGGGUGGGGUGGAGGAGGGCCCGGAGCCCAGCCCCGAGUCUCCUCCCGCCGGCGAGGGCCCCCAGGGCGGGGGCGGCAGGGGCGGCGGGGGCAUGCCCUCCUCCCUGUGGAGCGGCCAGGCGUCCGUCAACCCCCCGGCGCCCGGCCCCAAGCCCGCCGAGGAGCAGAGACAGGCGGCGGCCGAAGGCGUGGCGGAAGAAGCGGAGAGGGCCGGCUCCUCGGAGGGCGACCCCGGAGAGCCAGGGGCCGGGGCCGCCCCGCAAGGAGAAGACAUGCUGAACGCCAUCCGACGCGGCGUGAAGCUGAAGAAGACGCUGACCAACGACCGCUCGGCCCCUCGCCUCUCCUAGGGUCGGGAGGACCGCCCUCCCGCCCCCAGAAAUCCGGUUUCGUCUCCGUCCGUUCCCACCUGCCGUCGAACCCAACCAACCAAACCGUC
Molecule: messenger RNA, 2605 nt
Organism: Tachyglossus aculeatus (Australian echidna)
Lineage: Eukaryota; Metazoa; Chordata; Mammalia; Monotremata; Tachyglossidae
Gene: MTSS1
Product: MTSS I-BAR domain containing 1
Exons: 16
Coding region: 144-2516 (790 amino acids)
Biological process (GO): adherens junction maintenance; positive regulation of actin filament bundle assembly; plasma membrane organization
Cellular component (GO): actin cytoskeleton; cytoplasmic side of plasma membrane
Molecular function (GO): actin binding; phospholipid binding
Source: RefSeq, a predicted model, not a curated record